Molecule: messenger RNA, 1390 nt
Organism: Amoebophrya sp. A25
Lineage: Eukaryota; Dinophyceae; Syndiniales; Amoebophryaceae
Source: the annotation of a GenBank genome assembly
UUUUCACUAAAAUUUAGUAAUCAAAUCUAAAACAUUAUCUUCAUUUUAUAAACAAGUUUUUAAAGAACAUCAGGGGCAAAAACGAAAUAAAGGACAACCACAAGAUGCGCACUGCUAUUCCUAACCGUCACUCCGCGACGCAAUUGUCUGGCAGAUUGGCUGCCUACACGGGACUUCGUUCGGGAAGCCGCAGUGUAGUGGGAAAAAAGGCGCCUCCCUCCUCGACGUCAGCUGGUGCCUGUACUUCUACGGGAUCAACAUCCUCAACAUUCGUUGCACCAGCUUCAACAAGUUGUACCUUGUCAACUACACCAUCGUCAAGUCCGUCAACAUUACCCUCUUCCACAACCAGUUGCAAAACCACCACCGAUGCAACCACCACGACAAGUACGUCAAGUCCGUCAACUGGUGCCUGUACUUCUACGGGUGCAACCACCACCGAUGCAACCACCACGACAAGUACGUCAAGUACGUCAAGUCCGUCGACUAGUACUUCUCUACGACCGUCAACAUGCGACGAAGCUGAUAAUAAUUGGAUCGAGCCAGACUAUGAUCGGAGAAUGCUGGACCCAGAUAUGAAGGUUUUUGAGCUAGACAGCGGAGAAAAUCUGGGACGCUAUUUGUACGUGCAUAACGUCCGAGAUAAGAUGUUAUGGCGAGGAAUAGAACAACGAUUUACGAUAAUAUUAGUGACUGACGAGUAGUACUUUUUUGACGACGUAGUGGUCCCUACACGACCGAGCUCUGAGAACCUUCAGACAGUGAGAAGGAUUUUAUCAAAGCCUUCAACUAUCAUACCAGAGUCAGUCAUGGACAUGGCCAUGGGCAUGUUGCUCUAUCAUAACUUAUACUUACGCGAUAUAGGUCCCCUUUACCUCAUGAAUAGGUAAAAUCAAUCAAUCAAGGAAUCAACCUUCUGAAGUUCAACAAGUAACAAGGUACUUCCCCUUUUUACUGUCUAAUUCCAAACGGUAGUCGAGAACGGGUUCCGGUUUGUACUAUACGGAGCGGUCGUUCCGGACGCAGCUUGUUGCACUUUAGAAAAGAAGAACUACUGGCUCUGUGUGCCUUAAUUCCAAUUAAGGGUUUCCGAAUUACAUUCCCCACUACCAUCCUUGGCCCUUUUCCUAGUAGAGACGAGGCCAGGGAUUAUGUUCUGAAGAAUGUAAAAAUUCUUUAACCUCAUCUAAGCCAAAGCUGAAACAGAACGGAUUGCAAAAAACUUUUCAGGCUUUUCGGAGAGGGUAGGAAAGGACAAGAUGGUAUUCAAGCUGUAGUAGCCGUCACAUCUUCUAAUGAGUAUUUUCGAAAGAAAAGUAGGAGAAAUUCUUGAUUCUUCAGUGUACUUACUUUUCAAGUUUUUUUGAAGGUAAGUGAGAUGACGUUUUAU